Cannabis sativa is the source of this 1688-nucleotide messenger RNA. RefSeq names its product kinetochore protein NUF2 homolog. Gene Ontology annotation, biological process: attachment of mitotic spindle microtubules to kinetochore; mitotic spindle organization; meiotic chromosome segregation. Bases 108 to 1472 code for a protein of 454 amino acids. The transcript has 11 exons. Lineage: Eukaryota; Viridiplantae; Streptophyta; Magnoliopsida; Rosales; Cannabaceae. Gene Ontology annotation, molecular function: protein-containing complex binding. The record is from RefSeq and is a predicted model, not a curated record. Gene Ontology annotation, cellular component: kinetochore; Ndc80 complex.
AAAGGCGGGAAGAAAGAAGAAGGGGUCAUUCACUCACUCAUUCAUAUCAUUUCAUUUCAUUUUGAAAAUCAAAAAAAGCAAAGAGAAGAAAAAGAGAGAAGAGAAGAAUGUCGAAGUUCGAGUACCCACGACUUUCUCGAUCGGAGAUUGUUAAUAUUCUCGCCGAAGCUCAAAUCAUCACCAUCUCCGACAACGAUCUUCUCAAACCUAAUCCCGAUUUCGUUAAAGACCUCUACACUCGCAUUUUGAUAUACCUCGAUUUCAUUCACGAGGAAGAUCAAGAACAAGUUGAAUUUUCUGCUCUUGUGCAGCUUGAGAAUCCUGAUCUUCAACAGGAUACGGUUAGUCUACUUAAGUUGUUUAAUAGGGUGAAGCAAGUUGUGGCUUCGUUAGCUUGUCCUAAGAGAUUUACUCUCAAAGAUCUCAUCAAACCAGAUGCUGAACGCACUGAGUAUUUCGUCAGUGCUCUUCUCAAUUUCUGUCUUCACAAAGAGACAAAAAUGGCACUCUUAUCGCCAAUGGUCAAUGAACUGACACUUCUAGAGGAUCAGCGUAAGGAUUGGGAGGAGAAGAUUUCUCAGUUAAAUGCAGAGAUUGCAGGCUACAAUGAAGCAAGAGAAUCAGAGUUACCUCUUGUACAAGAUGUAGAUGCAAGGGUUAAAGAAUUGCAUCAAACCAUUGGAAGCCUCAACAGUAGCCAGGCAUCACUGAGAAACACUUUACGAAAGCUGAAAGAGAAGACUGGUGAAAUGGAUGAGAAGAUAUCUAGUGCUGAAUUCGCUCUUGUACAAAGUGCCCAAGAAAAUGCAAAUUUACGUUCCAAGAUUGUGCAAUCACCAGAUAAACUGCAGAGAGCUCUGGAGGAGAAGAAAUCUGUACGGGAGGAAGCAAAAAAUACUGAAAAGUUGGCUAUGCAAUCUUUUCAACAGAAGACUGCUGUAGCUGAGAUUUAUGCCAAGGUUUCUAAGAAAAUGACAAAGCACUUAACUCAAAUGCAGGCUAUACAGGAACAGGUAAACUCUGCAAAAUCUGUUGAUAAAGAGUACAAGACUUUAAAAACUAAACUAAGUGAUGAUGUAGUAUUGGACAAGUCACUAGAAGCAAAAUUGUUGGAUCGGCGUGGAAAAGUGGAGCAGUUGGAGGAAUACAAAAAGCAACUUGAAAAAGAAAAUGAACUGAAAUGCGAGGAAGCUAGAAAACAGCUUAAUCAAGUAAGACUUGAUGUGGAAUCUAAGAGGCGUAAUUUGGAAGCACGGCAGAAGACUGUUGAAGCUGUCGUAGCAGAGGUGGAUGAUAUAACUUCAAGAACAACACAAGUAAAAGAGUCCGGAGCAGCUAAACAGCAAGAGUUACUCUCAAAGUGUGAGGAGCUUGCCAACGAGUUUCAUCAGUACACGAAUUCUAUAAGCGAUGCAGUCACUUCGAUGGAUUUCGAAGCAGUGAACGAUAAUACUCAAACUGUAAGUACUUAGCCUAUGGAAACGGUUUGGACGAUUUGCCAUGGAACAGUACUAUACUGUAAGUAUAUAGUGUACGGAAACGGUUAGGACAAGUUUUAGGCAAAUUGAAAUCUUUUAUUUAGAGUGAAUUCGGUGAUUGUUUUAUGAUUCACUCCUAGAUUUUCAGGCAUUGAACGCUUAGCUCUUUAGUCUUUAGUGGCUGAACAUCUUGUUCAAUCUUUCACAAAA